Molecule: messenger RNA, 5459 nt
Organism: Bombus impatiens (common eastern bumble bee)
Lineage: Eukaryota; Metazoa; Arthropoda; Insecta; Hymenoptera; Apidae
Exons: 8
Coding region: 643-2640 (665 amino acids)
Cellular component (GO): plasma membrane
Molecular function (GO): GTPase activity; GTP binding; calcium channel regulator activity
Source: RefSeq, a predicted model, not a curated record
UCCAACCCCUCAGUAACGCGGUAGCCUCUGUGGAAGAGGUAGCUCGGUGGUUUCGUGCUCCGUUAUUCGACAUAACGUCCUCCGCUUUCCUCGUGCUGUCAAUUUUCGGCAGUCUGCGAGUCGUUGGUCUCUAACGAGAUCGUUCGGAUUGAAGAGAAAAAUUUGGAAUUUACCGAAGAAGUUGGAACAAUGUAGCGUGAAGAUAUCUCUCGAGCGGUUACGAUCAACAGGUUAAUUCUUCGGUGACAAACCGAAGCGACUGAUGAAUUCUCGGAGAUCCUUUCUCACCCUUUGGGCUAUUCUCCGAAUCACCGCGUCAUUCCGUAAUAGCAGUGCGUAAAAGCAGAGGACUCGAGAACCAUCGUAGGAGGGAGAGCAACUCGACAAUUGGGCGCGGAGAUGAAAAUUCAAUCCACUCCGGAAGGUUGGCGCGCUGUUCGGAGAAGACCCGUGGCGAGCCGGCACAAUAAAGAGUAUCGCGUUUCAUCAUCAUUGUGGAAACGCAAUGGCAGAGGAGCUUUCUGCCUUCUGUUGGUAAAUUAGAGAGAGAAGAAAAUCACGAAGGCAAGAAAAAAUACUAGGCGAAGGACAAGCAGGGUUCAAAAGAGAUAGCAGGGACACUCAUCGAGUUAUCGAGCUGAGAUGGCGACAAACAGUCCCGGACAAUCGAUACAUCUAAAAUCCCCGCGAAGUCCCUGUCAGCUACCGCAACUACCUGAAAUCCCGAUCGGUGGACGCAGAAGUCCCACGCAGUUGUCUGUGAGCAAAUCGCCGGGCACGCCAUUGGUUUUUGAGUUCCCUCCGGAAUACUAUCCGGAGACACCCAAUACAAAUUUCGAUUUCGAGGAGUUUGGACGAUUGAACGAGCCCGAUCGAGGACCCAGAAGUCCGAGUUAUUACGUUCGUCGGGGAUGUAGGAGUCCAAAGAGCCCGACCCCGGACCUGUUGCACUCACCGAAUAGAAAAUCUCCUAUUUUUCAAUUCUCCGAGUGUAGAAAAAAUUUAGGGAAGACUAUGAGUUAUCCGCCAAGGAGUCCGGUCUCUGUCUCGCCCAUAGUGCCAGUCAGGUCUCCUAGUUCCUCGAAUUUCGGUUCCAAAAACCUGAAAUCUUUCGAUCAUCGUAAAAGUUGUUGUUUCGGAUUGAGUGGUUCUAAAAAUCCCAUGUCUCCGACUAUCGUCACCUCUUUGACUCACGGAUCGUCUAGUCCAAAGCACUCUGAAAUGAAUAUGGAUCAUCAGAGCAACGUGAAUUACAAGACUAAUGGAUCCGGAACGUCUUGCGUAGAAGGAUCUUUCCGAGAUAAAAAUGACAGUCCGAAUAGUAAGAAGGGUAGCAAGAAGAGCAGUCAUUUUAAUCGCAGUCAAGGAUGCUUAAAUGAAUCUAGCAAGAGCCAGAGCGAGAACACGGAGGAUGUUUAUGGGAGAAAUGGAAAAAAUAUGUCGAGGAGAUCGACCAGCGACUUGACUGAUAUGGGGGACGCGGAUACGGAGGUGACUUUGCUCUCUAGCCCUCGAAGAAGAGGCUCCAUGAAGGGUGGUCUCGCCUACCUCGCGUCCAGACGGGGUUCCCGCGACAGCCAGUGCUCCAAUUUGUCGAACGUCAGCAAUGAGAACGUGGGUCCGUUGAACUUCAGCGCUCACCCCCGCGCCAGGCAACGAAGGACCUCCAAUUUCUUGGAGCUACCCGUGCCAGAUCACAUCAGGCCGCGAGUACAUAGUUUACCAGAGAAAGCGUACAAUCCGAGAGCCGGAGAGGAUCUAUAUAGACUUCGGGCAUUCAGCAUCACACAUAAAGGCGUCGUUAAUCGUGGUGAUUCGAUUAUCUCGAGACGUAGCAGGAGCAACACUUCUGUCAAUAGCAGCAGAAAUAGCAAUGUCUCGGGUGAAAGAUCGCCGUUCGAAGGUUCCUGCUGCAGCGGACAAGGCGUGGGAGCGGAUAGCACGGAAAGCGAAGAAAUGGAGGAGAUCUCGAAAUAUCGAGUGGUCCUGCUCGGUGAUUCCGGAGUUGGAAAAACUGCGUUGGUUUCGCAGUUCAUGACCAGCGAGUACAUAAACACGUACGAUGCUAGCCUGGAUGACGAGUUCGGGGAAAAGACAGUGUCAAUUUUGCUGGAUGGCGAGGAGUCGGAAAUGGUAUUUAUCGAUCAUCCACACGUGGAGAUGAGCGUAGAGAAUUCUUUGUCCACCUAUGAACCGCAUGCGUGCAUCGUGGUUUACUCCACCGUGUCCCGUACGAGCUUCCAGGUUGCGGAGGAGACCCUAAACUACUUAUGGAGGGAGCACUACACGCAGGAACGAUCAGUGAUUGUAGUCGGUAACAAGUCUGAUCUUGCGAGAAGUCGGACGAUCACGGCAAACGAGGGUAAGCAGCUAGCAACGUCGAGGGAGUGUAAGUUCAUCGAGACAUCCAGCGGUAUCCAGCACAAUGUAGACGAGCUUCUGGUAGGCGUGCUCAAGCAGAUUCGACUUCGUGAGAGCCGUGACAAGAAGCUGAAACGCCAGAGUAGCAAGAGGAAGAUUCUGUCCAAGCUUCACGGUAGCAAGACUGCGCUCAGCCUAAAUCUCGCCAGGGAGAUAUUGAACAAGAUGUGCUUGAACGACAACAAGAGUAAGAGCUGCGAGAACCUGCACGUGCUGUAAGAGGAUAUCGCGAUCAUUGACCGACGACGUUCGAUAUUUCGCUCUGUUCCCGAUGAAUCGCAUGAGUGAGAAUGUAAAACUUCGUUGUAAACUUCACGAAGCUCAAACGUUUCCGUCGAGUAAAGGUUGCGGUUUGCUGGUAUGUAAUGUACAUUUCGAGAAAAAAAAAGCGGCGAAAUAUUGUUUCAAAGAGCGCGUACGUUAAUGGAAAAGUUGUUCCAGCGUGAUUGUGGUUUUUGGUUAAGAGGAUUCCGUUAAAAUCAUAUAAGCAAAUGGGUUUUAGCGAGUUUACAUUAGCAGGACGAAUAAAACGGAGGAUGGCGGAAUGGUGCAGCGAAACGAGACGUUUCUCGCGUGUAUCGAUUUUUCGUCGUGUUUUUAGUCUCAUAACGAAUUCAGGCCUACGCAUAUCGCGUCCUAGAAAGCCAAUAGAUGGAUAGAAAGCGCAAACAAGGAAACUUUCACCCUUCCUCAAUCGUGCUCUCGAAUAAUAUUUGCUCUAUCCUUCUCUCGCCCGUCGGUGGUGACCGAAGUGUCGUUUACAAUUGAAGAAAACUGGUUGUGGACCAAGCAACGAGUUUUGUACUCGAAACGAGUUUCAAACAGUACGCGAGUCAAUUUGACGAGCUGUCAAUUUCUCUUAAUUUGCGAUACGAAACGCUCAUUCUUUAAUUACAUGUUCGACGUAAGAUCUCGAAAUCGAAACCGAAGGAUGGAGGAUCGCAAAAUUUAUCACGAGACAAAUGACAGCGCGGGUAAAUUUGGCGGCUGCAUGGUACGCGGCUCGAUUAUUUAUUAGGAUCUAAUGGAUAACACGUGUCCCUCGGCUCUAGUGUUGCAACUGGCUGUGUUCUACACCGGUGCUCGUUUAUAUAUUGGGUGAUUCCUUCCAAAACAAUCGAUACGCUCGCCCCUAAAGUUGGAGGAAAAGUACCGAGCCAUAAAAACGACAGUUUUAUGGCUGAAGGUGUUAAAAGAACUCCAAGGUUUAUUACGCUUCCUCUAUGUCAUUGAGAAGUAUCGAUCGCGAUUAUUCCUAUGGUUUCUAGUUAUUCCGCCGUACUCUUGUUAAUUAUUCGAUCAAACAUUGUCACACGAUUUCUAUAUAUAAGUCGAAAUUUCCUAGGGAACCAUGUCGAACGUUUUACAUAAAUUACUCUGCAUUCGAUUGUUUGGUGGUAAAACGCUAUCGCACUGUUUCUCUCGCGUGUAACGCAUACACACGCGUACAGAAACGAAGAAAGAGAGAGAGAGAGAGAGUUUUCCGAUAAUUGCGGCUACGCGAUAUAUCAGCUUCAAUUAAACAACUUCCAUUAAUUGAGAUAAAAAACGGCUGAUCGUCGUUUACUUUCGGAACGAAUUGUGUCAAUGCGAAAGUUAGUCGUCGAAUCGGCUCCAAUCGUUCCUCGUCCGAUUCGAUUUUCAGAGAGGAUACGUUUGCCAAGCGAGCAAAGACGUUGUCGACGGCGUGUCAUUAAUUUAUUAAAUUAACUGGGCCAACGGAAGGUGUAAACGACGUUGCUUUUCGUCGUUGACGAUCAUUUCGUUUCUGAUAAACGUGGAAUUUCAUUUUGAGGAUCGCGUCAGCCGAUCAAAGCUCUCGGUUCGUUUCGUUGGACGCUGGUUUCGUCCAAUUCGUGCGACGCUGGACGUCUCAACGCUUCUUAUUAUACGAUAUCGUGUAGAAAUAUAAUGUAACGUUAAUAGUUUAGCGAUUAUAUAUGGAAUAAGAUAUUCCAGGAAAACUCUAGAUUACUUUGAAGAUCUUAAUUCGAGAAUUCUAUUUCUGAAUUCAUACCAUUAAUAUAAUAGGCAACUCUGACUAAAAAGAAAAUUUACUAGAAAAAUCUUUCUGAAUAAUUUUUAAUUUGUCUUCCAAAGAUAGGAAAGGCGCGCAUACGAUUUUCGUUUUGUUCGUUUCCCGCGAAACGGAGCUUCGGCCGCGAAAGCUGGUAUCGCGUAUUUCAGGGAAGUAUUUAUAGGAUUGUCGAAAUGAAAAAAAAAAGAAAAUAAAAAAAAAAAAAAGAUUCAAUCUAGUAGGGACGGCCUAAAAACGUACAAGACGGAUGGAGAACGGUCUCCCCGUCGAUAUAUUUGCAUGUAGAUUUAUCAUAUUAUUAAUGUUGUUUUCGGAAAGGCCAGCUGAUCACCGGUAACGAUCGAUCGUUACAGUGAUUUCAGGAUAUUAUGAAUAUCUGUAAAUUGAAAUAAGCGCUUCACAUAUCGAGCAGCGACUUCUAUAUGGUAGAGAACAAUCGAUUAUACGUAUUUUAAUCGUAAACAUUCACGUGUCCUGAUUAUCACAGUCUGACCUCUGUCUUAGAUCAUUGUCAAUUCGUAAAGAGUUCGUUAUAUUUUCUCAAGCAUCGUUCGUGAACGACAACAAAAUCCGUUACAAAUGUUGUUAAUCGUCCUAUAAAGUCGUGGAUAACUCAGAGCUACGGAUACCCCGAAAGGCUGGUCUAUUUUUAUAUACACAAGCUCGUCAAUACGUUUUAUUACGAUCUGUCAUCCACACGAUCGACGUUUUUCUACUCUGUAAGAAUGACUCUACAUACACGAAAAACUCGUGCAGGGAGCGAACGUAUCACUUUUUUCUUCCGUCUUUUUUCAGAAAAUAGGCGUUAAAUCCUUGGAUGGCGCGGACAAAAGAUUUAAGAUUCCUAUAGUUUACAGGAUUUAUUGUACAUCUCGCGAAGAAUCCCUGCACGUUUACACGACAAUCAUAUUUUGUUAUUUAUCGUGUUGUAUUCUAUAUCUGUGGUAGGAUUUAGGCCUUAGAUGUUUAUGUCGAAAUAAAAGCAAUAUACAUAACCAGA